Symbiodinium natans is the source of this 1173-nucleotide messenger RNA. NCBI's taxonomy places the organism in Eukaryota, Dinophyceae, Suessiales, Symbiodiniaceae. The record is from the annotation of a GenBank genome assembly.
AUGGUAGAGAAGGUGCCACCGGCCAAGGAGGUGGUGCUGGCGCAACAGUUCGUGGCCUCGCAGCUGGCAGUCCCAGAGUUCGCGGAGGACGACGUCCCUGAGCUUCCGAGGAGCCCACCUCCUGAGUCUCUGGAGCGGGAUUCUGAAGUGGAGGCCGAGGCGGCCAAGUCCAUGAGCAUCGUCUCAUCCCAUACGGCCGCCGACUUCACUCUACUGGUGUUAGGCUACCCCUCCACGUCUGAGGAGAUCGAGGACCUGGAAGCUUCCUACUACGGGCUGUCCCGGGGCCGCCUGUCGCCCGGACGUUUGUCCUUGGCCGUUUCGGAUGCGGUGCCGGGCCAAUUGACCGGGUUGCAAGGUGCGGCUUUGCAGCUUUGGCGUCCAACCUUGCCCCCGACAUGUAUGGCACGUGGUGCGGCGUCAGGAGAUACGAAGACCGAUGAGCCCGACGACACUGGCGGAACCUGGCGAGUCACGCGAACCCAGGGAGCUCCUGAAGUGCUGCAAGAUCUGCGAAGUCGCAUCGUCGGCGCCGAGGAUGGCAGCCCGUUCUUGUCCGCUGUGAUCACGGAGUUGCCUGGCUGCCACCUGUGGGCCGCCCCCAGCGACCCCGAGGAGGAGGCGGCGCCGAGCUUUGAGGACCAGGAGGACGAGGGCACCCCUCCGAUGCCGACAGAUCUGUACGAGUGCUUGGCUGCGUCCGUAGACUCCUCGCACCACGACGUGCCCUUCUUGCUCUACUGCCUCUGCGAGCAGGUGAACCACUCCCUUCGCGGAGACGCGCCGGAGGUUGUGGCCGGGAAGAAGAAGCGCUCCCCGCAGCAGGUGCAGGACGCAGCCAAAAAGGACUUUAAGGAGAUGAACGCCUUCCUGGAUCAGGCCAGUGACAUCCUCCUCCUGGGCAAAGAUGCCCCAAAGGACGAGGAUGAAGAGGUGCAGCCGGAGGGAAGCCUCAUCGACAUGAUGGAGAAGGAGGAGGCGGCCGCCCAAGGCAAGGUCGAGGAACAGCCCUACAUCCCCGGGAUGGGUCCUCCCCCGGGUGUGGGCUCCGUGCCCAGCGACACGGGAGACGAGUACGUGAUCCCGUACUACGAUCGGGUGAGCUGCAGACAUGCUGGAGAUCGGCUCGCCGGGGGCAAGUCGGUGAUGUUGGAGCUGCUGAGUUUGAGAUGA